AUGAUAUAUUUCACUAUAUACUUAAACGAGAGCGGAUUCAUUCGAUGGGAAAACGAUAAUCCCAAACAUCCACGGAACUGGUCAGGCAAAGCAAAGGCGUACAACACGGUCAUUAUCCUCCUACUUGAGUUUCUUACCAGUGCUGUCGGUACGGCAGGCACCGCCGCAGCCCAGGAAAUGCAGGAUGACUUCGAUGUUGAUCUAGCCCUAUCUAUCUUUUGUCUCACCUCAACCUACCUGAUCGGCCAAGGGAUCGGGGGUGUGUUUUUCCCUCCGUAUUCCGAGAUCUUUGGCCGCAAGACACUCUAUAUUGUAUCGACAUUUGUCUACUGUGUCUUCUCGAUCAUCACGGCUAGCGUCCACGCCCUCCCAGCCAUCAUCAUAGCUCGCUUUCUGUCUGGAUUGGCGUCCGCUGUGCCCACGAUUGUGGUGGCUGGCAGCAUCGAAGAUCUUUUCAACACGAGAGCUCGUGUGUGGAUGAUCUUUGUCUGGGCAGUGAUUGGAAAUGCUGCUGUCUGUGCUGGCCCCAUCUACAGCGCCUACGUCACCCAAUCCGUAGGAUGGCGCUGGGUGUUCUACAUCGUCGCCAUCUGUCUGGGAUCCCUGUUGGGAUUCUGUUUCACGCUCCGGGAGACUCGUCCCAGCUUGCUACUCGAGCGGGAAGUGGAUGUGUUGCGCAAGAACCAGCCCACCAGGGAGUUCAAGAUACUCAACCCGGACAUGGCGCCGGACUUCCACACCCUGAUCGUAGUGACUCUCCUGCGACCCCUGCGCCUACUCUUCACCGAGCCUAUCAUCAUGGCUGUGGCUUUCAUGGGUUCGAUCACCUGCGCCCUAUUCUACCUCCAGGCGGAGUCAAUUCCACUCGUGUUCGAAGCCUACGGCUGGUCAACCGCCACGGCCUCCCUGGGCUUCGUGCCUGUUUUACUCGGUUGUCUCUUUAGCUCCCUCACCCGAUUCUAUGACCACCACCACCUGGAGAAGAUCACCAAGGCCGGAACGGCCGUGGAACCAGAAGACAAACUGAGAGGGUUCGCGCUUGCCGCACCCUUUCUUGCCGGUGGACUUUGGCUGUUCGCCUGGACUACCCCCCCGCUCACCAGCGUACACUGGAUGGUGCCUAUGGUCGCCCAGUUCUUCGUCGGCUUCGCGCUGAACGAAAACGUCUACACCCUGACCGGAUACCUAGCGGACAGCUACACCAUCUAUGCGGCGUCGGGCUUUGCGGGCCUGAUUCUGGCGCGAGCAUCGACAUGUGCUAUCAUCGUACCCUUCACGCGCGCCAUGUACGUCAAUCUGGGCUACAAUGUGGCGACGUCGAUCCUUGCUGCGAUCGCCACCCUGUUCUGUGCGGCCCCGGUGGUGUUUAUUCGGUAUGGGAAGCAGAUCCGUGAGGCGAGCGUGUUUGCGCAGUUAAGCUUGACAACAUACCGGGAGAAUAAGGUUGAGGAUGAUAUGGAUAGUGUUUGA
Molecule: messenger RNA, 1470 nt
Organism: Aspergillus heteromorphus CBS 117.55
Lineage: Eukaryota; Fungi; Ascomycota; Eurotiomycetes; Eurotiales; Aspergillaceae
Product: MFS general substrate transporter
Exons: 4
Coding region: 1-1470 (489 amino acids)
Biological process (GO): transmembrane transport
Molecular function (GO): transmembrane transporter activity
Source: RefSeq, a predicted model, not a curated record